Messenger RNA from Amyelois transitella, 1365 nucleotides. RefSeq names its product leucine-rich repeat-containing protein 34-like. The record is from RefSeq and is a predicted model, not a curated record. The transcript has a single exon. Gene Ontology annotation, biological process: nucleocytoplasmic transport; activation of GTPase activity. NCBI's taxonomy places the organism in Eukaryota, Metazoa, Arthropoda, Insecta, Lepidoptera, Pyralidae. Gene Ontology annotation, molecular function: small GTPase binding; GTPase activator activity. The coding region runs from base 1 to 1365 and encodes 454 amino acids. Gene Ontology annotation, cellular component: perinuclear region of cytoplasm; nucleus; cytosol.
AUGAUAUCGCCACGUUGGCGGCAAAAGAAAUGCAUUUGCAACAAAGAAUUACUCUUAAAACAGAUCACGGAUACACCAAAGAAUCUGAGGUGCACCGAAAUCAAUCAAAUCAGACUUAACCUAUUUACCGAAAGGAAUUCUGAUGGAACUGGAUACCUUGUGCUCAGAGGCAAAGAUUUACACGACAGAUAUAAAAGAAGAAUUAACGACGGUGAUAUCAGAGCCAUAUGUCUUUAUAUCAGGGAAUCUCCAAAGAUUAUAACGAAAUUAGAUUUGUGUUACAACAAAAUAACAGAUCUGGGAUUCUAUAAGAUCUUAAAGAAGUUAUUGAUAAAGGGACGGUCUAGCGUCAUCAAUUUGAAUAUAAUGAAGAACGAAUUGACCGAGAAAUCAUUGCUUUAUCUAUCCAAAUACGCUAAAUUAAUAAAGCUUAAAUAUUUGAGGUUGAAUGGUAAUGAUUUCGGCCCAAAUGGACCAGAAUAUUUUGCUAGUUUUCUCAGAGAUUCUAAAAGUCUUGAGUAUUGUGAUAUAGCUGAGACAGACAUAACGCUUACUGGUGUAGCUCAUUUGAUAACAGCAUUGAGAAUAGAUCACGGAGCUAAUACUACUUUGAAAGUGCUAGAUUUUAGUAGGAUCGUGCCACUUUUCAACCGAUACUCGUACGAAACCAAAUGGCUCGCGUAUCACAUAGAAUAUUUACUUGAAAGAAACUCAACUAUCAUUGAGUUACAUUUGCAGAAGAAUGAAUUUCUGCCUCACGAUGUGGAAUAUAUUGCUAGAGGUCUGAGAAGGAAUAAUACGUUACUUUAUCUUGAUCUUGGUUAUAAUAAAAUUGGUGAUUACGGAAUUGAAUUACUAGGUAAAUAUCUAGCUGAGAAACCUUCGUUGAUACUUCUGAAUGUUGCUGGGAACAGUAUAAAUAACACCGGAGCUAGAGCCUUGAGUUUCGGCAUGGCGUUUUCCAAAUUGAGAGCAUUGGACAUUUCUAAUAACAGGUUGACAGAUCGUGGAGUCUUAGAUAUACUGAAUACACUAAAAAAGCCGUACUUCUUGAGAUUUCUGAACAUAUGGGGCAACAAAUUUGGUCAUGUAACUUGUGAGGUGAUGCAGAGGAUGUUGGAAAGUGGAGCGCUGUUUCAGCAUACGAUCGAUGUCUCUAUAUACGAAGUUGAUGAUGUUUUACAUGCCGCUUAUUAUCCAAAUCCAGCGGAUAGGAAUAAACAUCUAUAUUAUUGUGAACUAGAUUAUGGAUACGCAUUACCCAUAUGCCAUAUCAAGAGGAAUGUUUUAGAUGACAGGAAGAAAGUCAAAGUGGACUGCAAGCAAAGGCAUAGACUAAACAAAACUAACAAAUACGAUUUUUGA